Botrytis porri is the source of this 1434-nucleotide messenger RNA. RefSeq lists its product as uncharacterized. Lineage: Eukaryota; Fungi; Ascomycota; Leotiomycetes; Helotiales; Sclerotiniaceae. The transcript has 10 exons. Bases 1 to 1434 code for a protein of 477 amino acids. Gene Ontology annotation, molecular function: succinate-semialdehyde dehydrogenase (NAD+) activity. The record is from RefSeq and is a predicted model, not a curated record.
AUGAGUUCAAACAAACUUCCAUUCGAUCUCAAAAAUACAUCACUUUUCCACGACAAAUCUUAUGUCAAUGGAGAAUGGGUAGAAGCUAAAUCUGGCAAACGCUUCGAUGUCUUAGAUCCCGGAACCGGGCAAGUAUGGGCCUCAGCACCCGAUAACGAUGCAUCCGAUGUGGAUGCAGCCGUUCAAGCUGCUCACACAGCCUUUCAAUCUUUCAAGAAAGUUAAUCCCAGGACACGUGCUCAGUGGCUUUUGAAAUGGGAUUCUUUGAUUAAAGAAAAUAAGGAGGAUUUGGCGAAGAUUGUCACUUAUGAGACGGGAAAACCAAUUGCAGAGAGUUUGGGAGAGAUUGAUUAUGCGUUGGGUUUUACGUGGUGGUUUGCUGGGGAGGCGGAGAGAAUUUCGGGGACGAUUCAGACACCAGCAGCACCGGGUAGGAGAGUCUUCACUAUCAAGCAACCAGUCGGUGUAGCUGCAGCACUAGUCCCAUGGAAUUUCCCAAUUGCAAUGAUCCUGCGAAAGGCUGGAGCAGCAUUUGCGGCAGGUUGCUGUAUGGUAGCAAAACCGUCACCAGAAACACCACUUUCGGUGUUAUCCUUAGCUUUCCUUGCCGAGCAAGCAGGAUUCCCAAAAGGUGUAUUUAGUGUUUUGACCACGAGUUUGGAUAACACACCUCCACUAAGUGAGGCACUCUGUCGUCAUCCAUUGAUUAAGAAGGUCACAUUCACUGGUUCUACACGAGUUGGUAAACUCGUUGCAAAAUUGUGCUCCGAUGGAUUAAAGAAAGUCACUUUGGAACUUGGAGGCAAUUGUCCUUUCUUGAUAUUCGAUGAUGCAGAUUUGAAUCAAGCUGCUGAUGCUCUCAUGGCCCUCAAAUGGCGACAUGCCGGUCAAGCUUGUAUAACCGCCAACCGCGUUUAUAUCGGCCAUGGAGCAAAAGAAGGAACUACAAUCGGUCCUCUUACCACUCCUCGGAGUAUCGACAAAGCAGAAAACCAAGUCGAAGAUGCCAAAAAGCAUGGUGGAAAAGUUGUACUCGGAGGAAGUAAGGUAAAGGACACUACUGGGUAUUUCUUCGAGCCGACAAUUAUCUUGGGUGCAAAGAAGGAGAUGUUGAUCACGGAGGAGGAAACUUUCGCGCCAGUCUUAGCUUUGUAUUCUUUCGAUACGGAGGAUGAAGCUGUGGAGGCGGCAAAUAAUACUAGUAUGGGUCUAGCAUCUUACUUUUUCACCAAGAACAUUGAUCGUACAUGGCGACUUCUCGAAGACCUAGAGGCUGGUAUGAUUGGUAUGAAUACUGGUAAUGCAUCCGCAGCCGAAUCACCAUUUGGAGGAAUCAAAGAAUCAGGAUAUGGAAAGGAAUCUGGGAAAGAUGUCGCGGUUAACGAGUACCUCAUUACGAAAACGGGUACGAUGACUAUUGAUGGGCACUUUUAG